This is a messenger RNA of Schistosoma haematobium, 12065 nucleotides long. RefSeq names its product Cdc42-interacting protein 4, variant 2. Bases 7265 to 8329 code for a protein of 354 amino acids. The transcript is spliced from 3 exons. The record is from RefSeq and is a predicted model, not a curated record. Gene Ontology annotation, molecular function: protein binding. NCBI's taxonomy places the organism in Eukaryota, Metazoa, Platyhelminthes, Trematoda, Strigeidida, Schistosomatidae.
UUUAUUUUGGCCAGUAAUUUCUUCAAUCCACAUUUUAAGGUAUGUUGGACCUAAUUGCAUUGUCUGAACUAAAAAAAGCAAAGCCUAACAUAGAUACAGAAUGAGACAAAUGAAUUAUUCCAAAGUCUCAACAAUAAUCCAAAUUGUUUAUUUGUUUGCAUAAACUGCAGUCCUUUUUUCACUGUUAAUUCCAGUUUUUAGGCUUGUAUUACAGUGGUUUACUGAAUAAAUUCAAUUUUUCAUACCUUGUUUUUAUUUAUGUGUGUAGGCUUUAAAUUAUGCACGAUUGAAAGAGAUUGAUUUUGAGAGAGCACGAAAAGAUUAUUCUGCUGCUUUGAACCAAUUUAAUUUAUACCGUCAAGAUUAUUACUUUCGUUGUUUACCAUCAUGGGCACAAGUUGGCAAAAGUUUAGAAGUUGAAAGAUAUGCACGUACCCAAUCUUUAAUCAAUAUAUUAUAUGAACGGUUACGAGUGGCAAUUGAUCGUAUGAACAAUGUAUGCGAUGAAUUCAAAUCAGUGUGUACACAUCUUAAUUCAGAUCAAGUAAGUAUCCAUCCUGACAGGAUUGCUUUGAUAUGGCCAUUUUUGUAACAAGCUUUUUCGAAUGUAUGAUUUGUUGCCUUUCGUUUCAGAUUUCAACGCAGAAUCCAUUGAGCUACGGAGUCCUGUUAUCCCUUUAAGAUAAAGAUUUUUCUUUCUUGAAGGUACAUUUAUCUGAAAACAGUGAAGUGAGAUGAAUUUCUCCGAAUAAUCGUACAAUAUAGUGUUCCUGUGUUUUUAUUGUUUUCCGAGUGGUGAUUUGUUAUCAGUCGAGAAAAUUGAAGAUGGAUAGUUGUUCCUCUCGGUUAUUUUCAGCUCCACCGUUUGAUGUCCGGUGAUUAAUAUCAGUUUCACUCUGCAUUCGGGUACUAUGAUUCCCUUACAGGAUAGCAAAAAAGUAAAGUUGACUGAUAAAAGUAGCACUUAUGGAUCAUAUGCAUUUACAAAACCAGUUAAAAAAUUAAUGGGCAUUUGACUUUUGAUUGUUUGGGCAAUCCACACAUUCUUUUUGGCUGCUCACACACACAACUUAAAUUACAAGCUUAGGAAGUCCCAUGACUAGACAGAAUCAAUUAUAUAUGGUGUAAUACUAAGUUCAAGAUUUGCGGGAAGCUAGAAAAUAAAUGUAUUUACACCUCUGCAAUCGAUUUUAGACCAAUAUCACAUAAGGUCUUUAAGCAUAAAUUGCAGUUGUCUAGCGGAAGAACACUAGGAGAUUUGAAUCUUCUGACAUUCAGAUCACUUAUGAUCGGAUUCUCUUUUGUCUGGUUAAUUUAGUUAUUUUUCUGUUCUUUGUUUUUUGUAGUUGUCUAACACAAAGUCGAAUUGAUGAACGCUCACUACGUUCACAACAAUAAUAACAGUAUUAGUGAUAGUAAUAAUAUUAAUAUUUGUAUCUUAAAGUUUGGUCAUGUACUUAAUUUUAUUUUUAAUGCAAACUAGGAUUCUAAAGAAAUUAUAGAAUAUUUACAAAGUAAUAAUCCACCGCCUGGGGAUAUUGCUUUUGUGGAUCUAUAUUCAUCUGCAGUGAAUAAUAGUACUAUACCAUCAACCGUUAAACAGUCAACAUAUGCAAAACCACAAAGAACUAAUUCAAGUGAACCAAUUUAUUCAUCGGGUAGUGUUGUUCUUCCAUCGAAUUUUCACUGUUCCGUAUGGGCAGCAGAUAACGCAGCAUUGGAAUCGAGUAAACAAUGUGGUGGUAACAAUAAUAAUGAUAAUAAUAAUUAUGUACCAUCAUCUUCCACUUCCAUUGGAGACUCAAUCUAUGGUGAAUCCGCUUCCAUAUACUCUGCAUCUUAUGCUUCAACAACAUCAACUAAUGGUUUACACAAUGGUGGAGUAGGCGUUGGUAGUAACUGUAGCCGUCGUCCAAGUGUUAGUGAUAAUUAUAGUGCGUCAAAUCUACGCAAUCCUUCUAUGCCUAUAAAUGGUGCAGGGUUUUUGCGGAGAAUUUUUUCACGACGUAGUAGGCACAAUUCAUUGAAUGUAAAUUGUGAAGCUAAUUCUGAUGGAGAUGGUGUUGUAUCAGGUUGGUCGAAUCCAUUUUUUGAACCUGUUGUUCCAUGGCGUAGAAGUUCACGUCAGUAUCAACAUAAAACACGUCGGAUUCAUAGUUUUCGUAAGAAAUUUUCCUCUCGUCAUCAGCGAACAACUGAUUACAACAACAAUGAUAAUUAUAAUGAUGAGAGAAUCUGUAUCAAGAGUCCAUUGGAUAUUAGAACUUCACAGAGUACCGGAGAUCUGGUAUUGUUCAUAUUAGAUGUGUUUCUGUGUUCAUUGUUUGGCGGGUUUCAUCUCUUUUUUUAUUUCACCUCAUUUUCCGACCACUGAAUGUUUCACAUUUCCAUGCCUUCUAUCACAUACGCAUUAUACAUCUUUGAUUUUUUACUCUUUAAUAAUCUUCAUAUCCGUGUUUAUGGCUUAGUGUUUUGUGCGUAGUUUGUUAUCUGUCUAAAUUUUGCUUGUUUGUUUGUUUCCAUCAUUAUUAAGCACAGAUACACAAGCAAAUGUAGUUUGAUUACAAUCAUGAUUGUUGAUAAUUCUUCUCAUGGUUUAUGUGUCCUGGUUAUUUUUUCAUAUAUUAAACAUACACGUCUACUAUUUGGUAGACAAAUAUAAUGAGUGCACACAAGGUUACUGCUAUUUAUAGUAUUUAACUAUCAUGAUUUGCUUGUCAUGGUACUUAAGAUAAUGUAAGUUCAAUCUUGUAUAAAGUUGUAAAUAUGUCUUUCUGGAAAGUGCUCAAUUUGAAUGAAGUGGCUAUCAUUUACUUCCUUCAGUUCUAGCAUUUCUCCAGUUGACAUCAGUUUAUGAUGUAAAUUAUCUACUGUAUAUUCAACAGCUAAUUAUAUUUUAGCAUAAAUUUUAACUCGUGUUCUUAUUUCUUGCUUCCGCUUUUAUGUCUUAGAGCGUUGUGAAUUUAAAAACAGUAGCGGAUUUAUGCGAACCAGCUCGAACCAAACAUCAGAAAGCAAAUAAUCAAGUCACGUGGUAAAUAAUAUUUUUUUGUUUGUGUUCAAAAAGUUUUUCUUUGAGUACUCUCGUUUCUAUUUGAAUGUUAAUCAUUUACUUCGAAUUAUAUAUUUUGUGUGUUGGACAAGUGAUAAGUGUACAGUUUAGUUAUCCUUUUUUCAUUGUACUAAUUUGUUGAAGAUAAUAUGAUAUAUAUAUAUAUAUAUAUAUAUAUAUUGACCAGAUUAUUACAUGAUCUUUAAAAAGUAAAGUAAUAAAUUGAAUCACCGAAUCUAAGAACCAAUGGAGCCUAAUCAAUCAUUUCGACAUUUCGUUGUCAGACCUGGUUUGGUUGUAGUGGACGCUACUCACAAGAUUAUUUGUAAGUAGUGUGUUGUGAAACGUGACUUAGAAGUUGCUACAAUUGUCGGAUGAAGUAAAGAGUUCCAGUAAAUCGAAAGUACGGAGUUGGCAGAACACACUGAUAGAUUAGUUAUUUCAAUAUUCUCUGUAAGCAGAUAAAUCUUACUAUUGCAGCUGGUACACCUUAAAUGGACACACACACACAUACACAGGAAGGCGCACAAAGUUAAUACUAUUAUUACCAACAAUAAUUUACUGAGAGAAUAAAUCUGUUAACGAUUUUGUAGGAAUGGUCAUUUUCUGUUUUUCUCUUCACAUUAGUGCACUUUCGAUAAAUCUCUAAAAUAUAAUGAGUUAGUUUUUCUUAAACAAAUUGUAUUCACUUAUAUUUCUCAUUGGACUAAAGAAACAACAUUAUUAAUUACUACAGUUAAUUUUUAUUUCUUCAAAUCCACAAUAGAAAAAGAACAAAUGAAAGCACGAUUGAUUAGUUAUUAAUAUAGUGUAGAAUAAAGAAUGAUAUAUGUAUUUCCGAAUAAAAUAAGUGGCGAAAUCUCAAUCCGAAGAUGCGAAGUUCUCCGUUGUGUUUACUGAACAAGUAUAGACUUGAACAGAUUUGACUAACAAAUGCCAACUAGUACGAAAUCCUACGUCUAAGCAGUAAUAUGGUUUAGCUCUAACCAUCUGAUAUCAAAAUAGAUUAGCGUUGUUACAAAUGCGUGAUUGACCGAUAAAACUGCUCAAAUGGCUGAAGUAAACAAAUUGUUAAUUUGCUCAUAUCAUUAAUUCCUGAUGCUCAAUCUAACUGGUUUUAAAUAACUUGUUUCAGCCAUGCUUCAUCUUGUGUGGUGGAGGUAGCUUUAAUGCACUAUAGGUCCUUGAACGUACACGGAAAAUUGUCUAUCAGCCGAUUACAUAAAUCUAUAUAUUAUUACCUAGUUGUAAAUAUACAUUCAAGUACUGAUGUUAAAACAACUCUUGCGUCGGUUAAGUUAAAUUAUUCAGCCCUUUUAGUAUUUACACUUACAAUUGGUAAUCAUCAGAACAGUUAUGUCACUGACUACGCGAAACUCACUGAUUGAAUGACAAAAUGAGUUUUUUGUCUAAACAAAGUGUCAUAUUUCAUCGCCUAGUUGAGAUCGAUAAUAUGGCUUUUCGAAAAGUGAAAUCUCCCCCACCAUGUGUUUAUAAUUAAUACGUAUGCACUUGCGUAUCAGUGUUAUACUCUAUGACAUUAUUGAAAUAUGAGAAAGAGUUUUACGAUGUUUUGCUAUUAAAUUAGGGUUUAUUUCAAAUUGCGCUGUGUAUUUUAACAAACAUGGUUGGUAGUGUAGGUUAGAAACCGAUUUUUCAGUAUUUAACUGAACAAAACGGUCCAAUUAUCAUGAUGAUCCGCACGAUUUUGUUUGUCUUAAAAAUGUAGUUUGGCUAAAUGGUCUAAAUCAAUUUGUAAAUUGGUUAAUAAUUAUUAAUGGUUGCAUUAUAUUGCUAAUUAAAAUUAGACAUGUACACCAUUGGAUAGCACCUCAGUGAUCUCGUGGUUAAGCGCGCGACACGAAACCGUAGGUCCUGGGUUCGUUCUCUGGUAAGUUGUGGAUGCGGACUACAUAGGUGUCUCAUACUAGGACUAAACAGCUAUCUGAUGCUUUCCCGUUUUCAUUGGUUAUCUAAUUGAAAUCAAUUCCUGAGAUAAAAGUAUAAUAAUUGUUGAAAAGUGCUUUUAACCAUGUCAUGCCUACUGCAUGUGCUAGGUUUGAAGCUGUUACUGGUUCACUUAGUAUGCGUCCGGAGCAAAGACUUGUGACCGUAGACCAAUAAGCUAGCUAUUUGAUGCGUCCCAGCCCCGCUAACUAGAGGAAGAAGUCCAAGCUUGGAACGGGAAAGUAUAUUCCGUAAGCCAAAAGCACGAGUGAAUAAUAACAGACACAAACGUAUUUAUACAGCAUAAAACUGUCUUUGGGAAGCGUUGCAAAAAUAGCAUACUAAAAAUACACAACGGACCAAUAGCGUUAAAGAUUCUUCCGAGUGGGAAAUACGACAUGAAGGUGAAAAAAGCGCUUUUGGCGCGAAAACAAGGUAAUUUAAAUUUCCAAAAUAAAACUACAAAAUUAAGGCAUUUACCAAGUGAGUUCUGGGAAUCUAACAUCCCCAACAGCAUGAUAGACACAGCUAUAUACUUUUAUUCAGUUUCUAAAACUGAAUACAUAUUGAACAAUUGCAAAGUAUACCUCGUUCUGUUUCACAGAGAAUGAUAAUGAUUUAUAAAGUUCAUUAUAACGUGUCUGUUAAUUACUUCAAAAAGACUAGUUGAUUAUCUUGAUUUCUAAACUCACUAUUUAACAUCCGAAACAGAAUCCGGAUCAUCAUCACCUGACUAUUAUAGUCGGCUACCUGGAAAAAGACUUUUAGAUAUUGGGUAUACGGAUAUCAUUGUCUUAAUGUGCGGUGAUUCAUACAUUAGAAUUUGCAAUUGAUCAAUUAACAAUUAGUAGUAUCCGUUAGUAUAGCAUGUAAUUUGUACCUUCUAAAUGCAAUGUACUUCUACAAGAUUGACAUAAUCCUUUAUCUCCAGUUUCUCUUGCUAGUGAGCCUUUUGAAGAAGUCAGAAAGUUUGAGUAUUCCAGUAGUAGUGUUGUGAAGGUGAACACAGGUGAAGGUAACUAAUUGUAUUUAGCACGAAAAUUACAGACUAUUUCAAUAAAAUCUGAAUACCAUAAAGUCAAUCGUCAAUUUGCAAAAUAUCAAUGCAUCAUAUCAAACUGGACUGUUUCCGUUGCAAACACUAAUCCAUUGUCUCCCAUUCCAUUGUAUAUGCGUUUUCUUACAAAUUCCAUUGUGUUCUCGCUCUUGCUUUCUUGAUCUUCACCUCAUCUUCUGCUGCCGGAUAUUACGUUUUAACUCGCGUGAUAUACUACUUACAUCAAUAUAAGUAGCACGCACCACAGUGUUAGUGCUGGUGGUUACAUGAUAAAUCAAAUCAACUUCCACAUAUUUAAAGCCAGAGCGGUUUAUGCUAAUUUGGGCUAUAUUUAGAACAUUCGUGAUGUUUGUUUGACUGUAAAAGGUUGGGUGUAUUAGAUGUCGGUGAGAGCCAUUCAGUUCAUGGCUUAUGAAACCCCUUUCUCCAAGUUGAGGCUAUUCAACAACUAUCCGUCUCUGGUCAUCGUUAUCUCUGAAGGACUGCUGUUAUUUGUUGCCAACUCUACAAUAAUAGUGUUGAGAUUCGGAAAUGUGUAUUCAGGCACAGUGAUAAUAAUUCAUUUAGUGUUAGCGUUUCAAGGAGGCUUAAGUUCAUAUCAAAUCUUUAAUAUUAAAAGUUACUCAUAGAAUCUGUUAAGAUUUAUGGUUUAUGUGAUUGGUUUCUAUUUGAUUUGAUGAGUUCAGCUAACAUCAGCUUUCAAAAUUUCUGUAGUUCUGUUUUUUUUUAAUUUACUUUUUCUAUCUAGUCUGUUUGACUCGAAAAGGAGAGCAACUCAUAAUUCUAGAAUUACUGGUAGUAUUAAUAGGUUAAGGGACAAUGCUAUUACAGAUCCUAGUGAUUUCUCUGACUCGAAUUCUGAAUUAGGAAAUAAUGGUCAUGGAAAUGACAAAAUAACUAUCAAUAAUAACACUUAUAUACGACAAUUUAGAAUUCAUUCAACCACUGACAGUGAUAAUGUAGCCUAUGCAUCAACAUCUGUCCUAAAUGGAGUACCUCAGUCUGUGGCAUCGUCAUGUCAAUCUCCUGAUGCUCCCAGCUGUGGUGCGGUUGCUGCUGUUCUUCCUGUUACAACGAUAACAACAACAACAACUCAUACUCCUUCACCAUCUCUUCAUUCUCGUUCUGACUCUCAAGCGAAAGGCUUAUCGUCUGGUCAUGAAAGGUCUUCCAUCCCUCUUUAUUAUCUUACUACAUCAGGAAAGUCAAUGGAAAAUGGUGGUUCCUCUAAACAAUUAUUAAAACAGGAUAAAUUAUUUACUGCUCCUUUAGCUGAACCAGAAACUGGUUCUAUUGUAACUCCAGUUGAAUCAUCUUCACAGUCAACGUUAACCUCAUCACGCAGUCAACUACCUGAACCAUUGAAUGGUCAAAUGCUUACUUUAAAACAAAAUUCAUUCACUAAUAGAUCUACAAUUAAUAAUAAUGAUGAUAAUAGUAAAUGUUCAACAAUAAAUGGAGAUUCUCACCAUAUUAAUUUAAAGUCUAAUCACAAUAAUAACACAAUCUAUUCUCAAAUGAAUUCAUCUUAUAAUCAUUUCGAAUUAAAAAAUUCUGAUCAAGUUUUAUAUAAUCAUAAUAAAAAUCUCUUAAAAAAACAUGAACAGCAAGGACUUUGGUACUCACAACUACAAAAGUGUCAACAACAGGACCAGUCAUUACGUCAUCACUUCAAACACGAACAACAAGUAACUGAAGACAUAGUCGAUAAUAUUGAUUCCACUUGUUCAAUAUCCUCUAGUUCUUAUCACAAACAAGAUGAUAAUAAUAAUAGUAAUAGACAGUCAAAAGAAUCACAGAUCGUUGCUAUUGGUGAUUGCAAUGCCUUGUAUCCAUUUACAGGCGAUGGUUUUGAAUCGUGUUACUUAGCAUUUGAGGCUGAUGAGCAAUUUUAUAUUUUGGCAACUGAUCCAACGGAAGAUACUACUGAUUGGCUUCAUGUAUGUCGUAAACAGCGGAUACAUGAAAUUGGUUAUGUUCCUACAGCAUAUGUUCAAAAAAAUCUUUAUUUUCAACCAGUUUUAUUGCCGAAAUCAGAAUAUGUACAACUGCAAGAUUCGGAUUCAUCAUCGACUACCACUAGAACAGGUACUUCUACUACACCGACGUUGAAAAAAUCUGUGAAUACAACACAAACAUCUGCGAGAAGUCCAGUGAAUAGUGUCCACAGUAAUAAAAGUAAUUAUUCUGGUAUGUUGAUGAUGAACAGAAAUUUCAGAGGUACUUCUCCUUAUGUUCGUUUAAGUGGAGUUUCACGAGAUACUGACUUAUGAUGAAAUAAAGAAACUUGAUGAAUUCGUUUUUCCCUUGUUUAUGCCUUAUUAUUAUUACCAUGUUAAUUUUUUUAUACAUAGCGAACGUAUGCUCAUGGGUAUACUUUUUUUAAACAAUCAACCAUAUCAUUUUCACUAUUCACUUCUAUAAACAAUUUCCAAUUAGUAUUAUUUUGUUUCUUAUCUGUAUCUUUAAAAUAUGAUGAUCGGCAGUAUUACACCAUCCUCCAGUCUCCCUAUUUGUACAUAUGGAUAUAUACAAUCACCUUUUGUUAUAUGAUACACUGAUGCCUUAAUUUUUCGAGAGAAAUCAUUAUCAUUUCUUUAUCCUUAUGGGUUUUUUUUCACACUAUUUAUGCAGUAAAUUAGGUUUCUCUCUUAGCAGAUUUCUUAUACACCAUUUACACUUGCAAGCUGUAUCACAUACACACACAAACACAUAAGACAAACAUUUAUUUGAUAGUUUCCAUUGUACUACCUACUUUUUUCAUUCGAAAUUAUUUUAGAUGAUAUAAGAAGGAAUUUCAUUUUAUCCAAUUUUAAAACUUCCACUAGUGAAUAUACUACGACACACUGAUAAACUGUCUUUAUUAUUUUUGUCAGUUGACUUCUAUGAUUAUACAGUAAUUGAGAUAAUCUGUUUUCAUUGUUAGUUUAAUCCAGUGUUUUUUUCUAAUCAAAUUUGUAGGCGACAUUUCACCUCUUCUAUAUAACAUUUUGCCUUAUUAUGUAUAGUAUACAUGUCGUACUAUGUCAAACACUGUCUUGUUUAGUCUGGAAAUAAUAACGAUUUGGUGUCUAUUACUGAUUUCUUAUGUAUGUAGAGUAGGAUAGUAUUGAUUAUUCAAAUAUCUCUGCUCUUCUAACCUAUUCUUAUCGUUUGACAGUCCAAAGUAUGCUUGCCUAGAUAGAUUUAGUCUGUUCCGUUUGUGGAAUUACACCAAUCGUGUUAUGAUGUGUUUCAAGGCAAUCACCAUGUAUGAUUACUUGUCGAGUUGCUCAUGACAUUUCACUCUCUAAGGUUCUGGAUUAUUAGAUGAAUAUAAUACUUCCCUGAGUCAUUUUAAUUAUUGACUUGAUACAACCAAACUGGCAAGACAAUUUUCUGCCAAAACAUGUUUGAGGUCAGGAAGGACUCGUGAGAUACCUUUGCAAUGAUCAACAGUAAUGUAAAAAGAGUUUGAUAUAUGCCAUAUAUGCAUGAAACAAACGUUCAUUCUUACAGAAUGAACAGCAAGCAACAUCACAUUUUUCGACCUUAUUAUCCAUUUAUGAAGUCCUAACCAUAAUGUAUUUUGUAGUUUAACCGUAGAUAAUGAACUGUGAUGACCAUCAAUUGCACCUUCCAAUAAUUAUGUUUGAACUAGUUCAUUGAUACUAAAUAACUACUUUUUGGUGGAGAUUUGUUGUCUGAAAUGGAUGGUUUAGUCGUGGCGCUUUCAUCGUAGUUCUGAACGACAUCAACAAAAACUUCAGAUAGAAAAGAAAUGUUUGAAGUUCUCCACACAUGGCUCACAGCUUGUCAUGUGUAGAUCUCAACCUUGAUUGGCUAUUGUUGAUUUUGAACCUGUCAUCGUUUACUUCCUUAUUUUGAUUGUAUCUCCAGUUGAUUUGAUUCUUAGUCCUACAUUUGUCCAUGAUUUUUCUGAUUGGUUGGUGAAUUGGGUCGAUUUCACUGUGUUUAUUGACUGCUGGUUGACCUAAGUUUCAAAAAUUCCGUUGUUUUUAGGAUUGCCUUUAUCCAAGAUCUCAACAUUUUUUUCAGUCGAAUGUGUCCACAUUUGCUCAUAUGAGUCAUGGCGUUUGACUGCUAAUCGUUGUUCUUGCAGAUGAAGGUAAAGGGGACGUCCACUUGGUUCGAUGUAGUGUUUUUCGCAUUUGCAACAAUUUAUUUUGUAGAUGAUGUUCAAUUUUUCUUUUGUCAUUUCGUCCUCUGGUUUGCAUAGGAUUGAUUGAGGUUAUUUUUAGAGGGGUUUUGUGGAGAUUUUAGAAAUUUCACUGGUUAAAAUCAUGAGUCAAUUGAAGCUAGACCACCGUGGAAAACCUGGGAGCACGGGGCGGCCGUUCCGUUCUAUUAUGGGACCCCUCAGCAGUGCGCACCCACGACCUCGCCCCCUGCGGGAUUCGAACCCAGGACCUACUGGUUCCGCGCGCGAUCAGUUAACCACUAGACCACUAAGCCGGUAUACAACGGUGUUAAUGUCUAACUCCAACCAAUCCACGAAGUUGCGCCACCGUACACCAUUGUCUUCAGUGAGUUGAUAUCUCACAACAGACCUGGUUGAACUCCACGGGUUACGGCUUCUCUCUAGAACUCCAGGAGUAUUAUUUUGUUGGUUUGUGUACUACACCUAUUCCCAAAGGCUCCAACAAUCCGGUUGUAAUUUCUGAUAUAUCUUUUAUAUACAGUAAAACUUGUUUGUUGGUUUCUGUGUCCAGUCAUCUUACAGUAACACAUGAAUGAAUGCCAGUUGGGUCAACAAACAGAAAAACUCAUUGACUUGUGCUCAAUAAUCAAUCCCCACCACUAACAAUUAUACAGAGAAAUUAUGAUUUCAAGGAGCAUCUCAUUACUGUCUACAGGUAUGAUGCAAUGUUUUCAGUGGACACUCGAUCUAAUCAAUCUUACUGUUGUUUCAAUUCAAAUGGAUGAAUUAAAUUGGAGUUUAAUUCCCAGUCUCUUAGACCUCGUUAUAUGAUUUUGUAGAAAGCAUCAACAUUUUAACAACUUAAAAUAAUGGUAGAAAUAAUUAUAUUCAUUAAAUCCUGACAUAUACAAUUAUUGAUGGGAGCGACCGUAUAUAGCAAUUUCAGAUCAUCAGUGGACAGCUGGAGAAACUGUAUUACAAAGGUCCAACACAUAAUUUUAACUUUUGAAUAGACCCGCCCGGACAUCGAAGCAAGACACUUAGACAUUCCUACAGAUGUCACUCCACCAACGAUCGAAGAAAUCAGCAUGGACAUCAGAUAAAUCAAGAGUUGGAAAGCAACAGGACCUGACAAUAUACCAGCCGAAGCACUAAAGUCACACAAAGAAGUAACAGUAAACAUGCUACACGUUCUAUUCAGGAAGAUUUGGGAGGAAGAACAAGUCAGUCAGUCACAACAAAACAAGAAGAAGAACAAGUGUCACAGACAAACUGGAAAUAAAUAUAUCUCACCAAGUUUAUUUAUUAUAACACAUAAAUGUUGGUACAAGAGGGCACCAGAUAUAUAUGCGCCAAACAAAAUAAUGAGAAUUCGAAGAGAAAAAAGAACAAUAACGGACAGAUCAGUAUAAGGUAGUGUAAUAGUAAUAAAAGUAAUAAUGGGGGAAACGGAAAGGCACAAUCAGAAGAAAUCUUCCAGUUAAGGAAGAAACAACCAUUUUUUUUAUGAAGAAAGUAAGAGGUCACAGCAGGAUCGCCACUGGCUUCUAUUCUGAGCCAUAUCUGAUAACGUCUCUAGCCACUGUUGCACCAUCUCUCGGACCCCAGCCAGGGAAUCGUGAAAAACCGAUAGGAGCCAGCCCGUUGCAGCUUUCUUUCACACCCCGACACAAUGUCAUACACUGACCACCUCUCCGCUUUUCCCAACCAGUCCCAGUGUUGGAAAAUAAUGAACGACGAGGAAUUCUCUGGGACGACAUUCGGGUAACAUGUCCAAGCCACCGAAGUCGGUGUUUCAAGAUGGUGGCACCAAUUGAAUUAUCAUCUCUGUGCCCGAACACACGAUGCUAAACCUCUGCAUUACUGAC